Messenger RNA from Caenorhabditis elegans, 1194 nucleotides. It is a transcript of the gene W01G7.4, whose product is annotated as putative RNA polymerase II nuclear localization protein SLC7A6OS. The record is from RefSeq and is marked reviewed. Gene Ontology annotation, cellular component: cytoplasm; nucleus. The transcript is spliced from 5 exons. Lineage: Eukaryota; Metazoa; Nematoda; Chromadorea; Rhabditida; Rhabditidae. The coding region runs from base 1 to 756 and encodes 251 amino acids.
AUGACCGCGCCACUAAUCCGUGUGAGCCGGAAGCGAACCGCAGAUCCCCACGAUGCUCUGAUUCUGCACACCAAACGUGCAAAACACGGCGGCAAUCCGCUGGUUUUCACGCUUUACAAGGCCGCCGGCAACGAUCUGGAGCUCAAUGGAGCCCGUGUGCUGGAUCUUCCAACUCAGGAACAUGGGAUGGAGUUGGCUGACGAGGAAAAUCCACUAGGAUUUGUGAAGGAUGAAGCCGUCGGGCUCGUUGGAGAGGUCGAGAAGAACGUUAAAAAGCCGGCGGAGCAAGUUUCGCUCAACGGCCGCCUACUACAGCCCGUCACCGACGGCGGCGGCGCCGCCGCCGGCAGCAGUGACGACGUCGUAUACGACUACUACGCGAUACACGAGAAACGGGGCAACCCAGAAGUAGUGGGAAACCUGGAGCAGGACAUCGAGGGAGCCGAUUUUCGGUUCGCCAAGCGUGAUGAGCUGGAUUUGGGCGACGAAGAUGACUCCGAUGGGCCGCCGGCUGAUGAUGAAGACGAUUCGAAUGAUGAGGAUAACUGGCGGAAUGACUAUCCCGAUGAGGAAUCCUAUGAUGAGGACAGCGACAAUGGGGAUCCGUACGGAAUAUCGGAGCCCGACCAUUGGCACGCCGGCGAGGAGGCAUACUCCGACGAAAGCUUCCACAGACGGCUUCAAAACAUGGACCUGAACGACGAACGCUACGAAGCAUUUUAUGAGGGUGACGAGACUGACGAAGACGCCGAUUAAUACUGUUUUUCGCCUUUUUUUUGUUUUUUCAGUGUUCAAGCUUACUUAUCAGUAACUCACACACACACAUAUUUUCAAUUUUUCAUUCAUUUUCAUUCAUUCAUUCACAACUCUGAAAUUCGUAUCAUGAAGACCUUAUUUGUGCUAUUUCUCGCCUUUUUUCUGCUUGUUGAAGCUUCUUCGGAAAGCGGAAAACGCGACGUUUUUCACAAUAUUGAGAACUUUUUCAAGUUCCUUUGCGUCGUUUUUCAAGUUUCUCAGGCGUCGGUACAACAAAACGACCGAAAUCACGAGAAAUCGAAUCUUCCAGGCUGAUUCAUAGCAUUGCAAAGCUGAAUUACUUGGCUUUCAGCUCAUCGGGCAACUGCACUGAGCUUAAAUAAUUUUUUUUGUUGUAAUUUUUAAAAAUUUUUCAUUCAAUAAAAGGUUUUUACUCAA